This is a messenger RNA of Choloepus didactylus (southern two-toed sloth), 6917 nucleotides long. RefSeq names its product family with sequence similarity 229 member B (gene FAM229B). Bases 299 to 541 code for a protein of 80 amino acids. The record is from RefSeq and is a predicted model, not a curated record. Lineage: Eukaryota; Metazoa; Chordata; Mammalia; Pilosa; Megalonychidae. The transcript is spliced from 4 exons.
GUCAGAAGAUUGCGUGAAUGCGCGUGCGUCUCGCCGUUACCAUAGCGAUUGGGCCUCCGGAUCGCAGAUCCCGGCUGCCUUGUCAACAUCUUUGAGAAUCCGCAGCUCCGGAAGCCGGGCAGGUAGGAAACUAUGUGAAAGAAUCUUCUGAUGUCAUAAUUUCUGGGUGUCACUGGAACAUUUGAUCAUCAUUGCUUUGGCAUUUCCAGCCUUCUAUGGAAGGUCAGUAGAAGCAGUUGAUUUAUCCACCUCUACAGGAAUCAGACUCGGCCUUUUUUGUCUAGGUUUUCAGUGAAUUAUGCCUUUUCGCUUUGGGACCCAGCCAAGGAGGUUUCCAGUUGAAGGAGGAGAUUCUUCUGUUGGACUGGAACCUGGGCUGAGCGCCAGUGCUGCCUGUAAUGGGAAAGAGACUUCACCAGCCAGUCAACUUCGAAGAUGCCCUGGAAGUCAUUGCCUGACAAUAACUGAUGUUCCCAUCACUGUCUAUGCAACAAUGCGAAAGCCACCUGCACAAAGCAGCAAGGAAAUGCAUCCUAAAUAGCAUCAUUAAGUCUUUUGUAGAGGUUUGACUAGGUCAAGGGUAAUGGGCCAGUAUCAUCUUAUGAUCUGGUAAACAAAUAAAAGUGGUGGCACCUUUGGAUGAUGACAAUAGUUGAAAUAUUUACUUUUAUAGAAGUUUAGUCAGUAAAACAUGUAGUGAUAAACAAUCAGUUAUGUUUGAUAGGUAGGGCAGAAUAAUAUUUCAUAAUUACAAAGUGCUUUAGAAGUCAUCUAGCUCUCAAUAGAUCAUUAAUAUCAAUAAAUCAAAAUGAAGCUUAAUCCUCCAUGGUUAUCAAUCAGGUGGGGCCUAUUCUACAUGCUUAAUGUGUUUUAGAUUGGUUUCUUUUGUUUAUAUUUGUGCAGCUAUUUAGCUGAAUGCUUCCAUCUGAAUGCUCCAAGCCUGUUUCAGGUUUGUAAUCUUUUGAUACUGCUUUGCUGAGGAAUAAUUAUAUUGUGAGAAAUGGAGCCCUGGAGUUUUAAGCAUGUUGGAAGAAAAUCCAAGACUAAAGAAAUUUCUUAGUCCUAUGGUUAAUCUGCAAAGCAGUUAAACUGCUUGCAUAUGGGAGCUCAGGUUGUUGGUGAAAUUUAUUGAUAAUGAGGUCAAAUCUGUGGUUCUAAUCUCUAAAUCUUCAGGAAAAAUGAUGUCCCAUUAUUACACUGUACCCCAAGUUCUAGUCAGUCAUCUUGAAAUUGUCUAUAAUUGAUUGGAAAACCUCAGAUGGAUUUUUAAAUUUGCUUAGAUUUAGGAUCAAUUUUGAGGUUCUAGGCUAGCUUUCUGUUUGUUUUCUUUUUGUGAUAGUCCCCAGAAAUUUGGUCUACUUUCAUCUCCUCUUGGUGGCUGCCACCAUCAAUCCCAUUAAAUUGACUUCUCCAGAAGUCUGGCUGUAGGAUCAGAUACAAUUCUUCUGGUUCCUUACUUCUGAUUUGAAAAGGCUCUUCAAUGACAUCUAGCCCAAAGUAUAUGCGAGGCUUGAAUUUCCAUUCCAAUAUUUCCACCAAAUGGUCAUCCAAUCUUAAACCUUGGUGAUCCUGAAGAUACACUUAUAAUCCUCUUUUUAAUGGAAAGUUAAUUAGCUAAUAACUAUGUGGACAUAAACACAUGGUAAUAGAAAUAACACAUGUAGAGAAAUCACAAAGAUUCCAGAAUCUCACAAAGUUCUUAUCAGUUGUAUCUGGUUUAUAGUUUCAGACUCUUUUGCCAAUAUGGUGACUAAAGCCCCUUUUGGGAUUCUACCUUCUGCAUUUAUUACUAAAGGUGAGACUAACAAAAACUUGUCAGAUCUGACCUUGCCAUCUGUCCCUAUCAGAAGAGCAGCCACCAUAAAGCAGUCUCUUCCUAGCUCUUACCAACCAAGGAAGAACGAAAGUUGUCCACUAAUCUCAUUUGGGAUAUUAUCCUUGAGGAGCCCAAGACAAUAUUUAUCCAUUCCUCUUGGACUCUGACCUUCUAAUGAAUAAUUGUUUCUCUUUAGGACAUUUCUUUACUGUUGGUCAAAAAAGAGAAUUGUGUAAAAUCGUGUUUUUGAAUGAACAUUAAUCAUUUACAUGUCUUAGAAAGGGAGUUCAGAUCCCUCACCCAGGGAUUUUCCAUAAGUUAUGAUCAUCCAAAUUUGAGUGUACAAAGAUCAUUAAGCAACCAAACAUAUACACCAUGAAGAAAGAACAAUUUAUUUUAUAGGAAUCCCAAGGAUUCCAAAUCUUAAGCAUAUUUAAAUGACCAGAACAUAAUAAAAAUUAAUGAUGUUUAAAGAAAUAAAAGAUGAAAACAUAAAAAUAAGCAAGUACUAAGAGAACAUAAAAAAUAACCAGGCAGAAGAAACUGGCAUUGUACUUUCCUUUCUGCCAUAAACAAUUAGAAAAUUGAAUAAAAUACUAUGAAGCAACUUUUUGUAGACAUUUAGUGCAGAGUUGUGACUACUGAGAGAAAAGGAACAAAUGAGGUGAGCCCUAUGAUGGAGCUGAUUUUCCAGGCACAGCACAGGGAGUUAACCAAAGAGGGUAUAUUAGUCUCAGUAAGCUAUGGAGACAGAUCAGAGUUAGAGGAGGCUGAGGUGGAUGGAAUUUGUAAGCAGAGUAAAGAAGAGGGAGAUACAUAAAGAAAUAACCAUUAAAAUCUGCAAGAGAGCCUCUUUGGUUUUUUGCUAAAUAUUAAGCUAUGCAGGUGUACUCCUUUGGGCAGUAACGAAAAACUGCUAGGGAGUUGUAAGCUGAAAAAUUCCCACAGCUCACACAGAGCUGGGAGAUAUUUGAGUUCCAACCAGCCAGAAUGGAAAUACAUCACUGAACAUGUGGGCAUUGAGUAGUGAUCUCAGAAAAGUCACACUUUAAUAGUAGGACUAAACUAGCACCAGACUAAAGGCUAAUCUUUAACAAAGCCUUAAAAGAAGGCCUUGAGAGAAUCAAGGUGAUCUCUCAGUAACUUAAUUACUUAAUUUCCUGCCAAAUAAAAAUUUAACACUCCCUAAAGGAAGAAAAGAAAAUCCAGACAGGAAAUUGCCCAAGACUAAGGAAAGGAGUGGAAAAAAAAGUUCUCAGUGCUUAUACAAGCCUGGGAAUAGUUUAUGUUUCAACUAGCCAGAGUGGAUGGAUCUUUUAAUACAUGGGACAUUGAACAGAGAACUCAGUAUGAUACUUCCUCAGUGGAAGUGGGUGGGUGGGUGAGGUGGUUAUGGAAUUACCCUUAGGCUCUGGACCUGCCCUAAUAAAGCCUAAAAGCGAGACUUUAAAGGGUCAAACUGAUUCUAACUAACAAAACUAUCCAGGAAUAAAAAUCUCAAAAUUAAAAAAACAACUACAAUAAAAUUAAGCACCAAAAGUGAAUCAAGAACACUAGGCAUGCAAAAAAGAAGGAAAGUGCAGUCCUUCAGGAGAAUCAUCAGUCAAUAGAAACAGACCUAGAAAUGAUAGACAGUGGUAACAGACAAGGUAGUAUAAAUACACUCAUAUAUGUUCAAGAAAUAUAUGAAAGCUUGAUCAUGACGGUGAGAGAAGUAGAAGUUAUAAAGACCUAAAUUGAACAUUUAGAGAUGAAAAAUAGAAUAUUUGAAAUAAGAAAUACACUUGAUGCCAUUAAGAGCAGAUUAGACACUAGAGAAGAAAAGGUUAAUGAACUUGAAGAUCAUUGCAAUAAAAAUUACCCAAAAUGAAAUACUAAGACUGAAAAAAAAAAAAAAAACCCAGCAUAAAUUCUGUGUUUCAAUAUAUGGAUUUCCAGAAGGAAGAGGGAGAUGGACAGAAAAAUAUUUGAAGAAAUUACAGGAAAAUUUUUUUUCCAAAUUUGUAGAAAACUAUAAGUGUAUAGAUCCAACACGCUUAACCUACCCAAGGAGAACAAACAUAAGACAAUUUAAAGACACAUCAUUAUUAAAUUGUCAAAAACCAAAGAUAAAGAGAAAAUAAUAAAAAUUGCCAAAGUAAAAGAACACUCUCAUUUUCCUGAACAAUGAUAAGAAGAACAAAUGAAAAGGAACAAUAAUAAGAAUGACAGAACACUUCUCUUCAGAAACUAAGCCAGCAAGACGGCAAUGAAGCAACAUUUAAAAAUGAAGUUAGGACUUUUUCCAGAUAAAAUAUGAGAUAAUUCAUUUCCAGCAUAUCUGUUAAAGAAAGUUCUUUAUUAAAACAGGAAGAAAGAAAAUGAUACUAGAUGGAAAUUUGGAUCUGAACAAAGAGAUAAAGAGCACCAGGAAUGGAUAAUAUGCAGAUAAAUGUAAAAGACUUUUUCUCUUUUUCAAACAUUUAUUUUAACAGGUAACUAUUUAAAGCAAAAAGUAUUGUGCUGCUUCUUAGCUGAAAUGUCAUACAAUGUAUGACAACAAUAGCAAUAAAGGAGGAAAAUGGAAGUGUACUAGACUUUACAAAUUUGUAUUAUAGUAUUUGAAGGUAGACUAUGAUAAGGCAAAGAUGUUAAUUGUGGACUUUAGAGCAAUCUCUAAAAAACAAAACAAUACCAGAGUUAGACCUAAUACACCAAGAAUGGAUUUAAAAUGGAAUAAAUAUUACUCAAUCCAAAGGAAGGCAGGAAGAUAGGAUAAAAGGAAUCAGUACAUCAAGAGAAUGCAACCUUAAAUAUAUGCAGAGCUUCAAAUAUAUGAAGCAAAACCUGAUCAAAUAGAAAUGAGAAAUAUACACAUCCAUAUUUAUAGUGGAAGAUUUCAACAUCUGUCAACAAUUGAUGGAACAAAUAGACAGAAAAUCAGUAAGGCUAUAGAAGACAUAAGUAACAGGAUCAAUAAAUCUUAUUUAAUUGACAUAGAGCACUCCACCCAAUAAUGGCAGAAUACUGCACAUUCUUUUCAAAUGCACAUGGAAAAUUUAUCAAGAUAGACCAUAUAGCAGACCAUAAAACAAGUCUCAGUUAAUUGAAAAAUAUUUGAAGUAUAUAUAAUAUGCAAAGUAUGUUCCACAAUAUAAUUAAAUUAGAAAUCAAUAGCAGAAAACAUCUGGAAAAUCCCCAAAUAUUGGAAACCUAAAUAACACAUUCUCAAAUCCAUGUAUAAAAGAAGAAAUCACAGGAGAAAUUAGAAAUUAUUUUGAACUGAAUGGAAAUGAAAACACAUCAAUAUGCAUGGGAUGCAGCUCAAGCUGUGCUUAGAGAAAAUUAAAUCAUUAAAUGCUUUCUUAGAAAAGAAGAAAGGUCUCAAGUCAGUGAUCUAAAUGUCCACCUUAAGUAAGCAAAAAUGAACAAAUUAAACACCAAAUAAGUAGGAAGAAGGAAACAAUAAAGAUGAGAACAGAAAAGUGAAAAGGCAGACAAAGAAGAGAAAAAUCAGUGGUAAACCUCUAGGCAGAAUUAUCAGGAGAAAAAGAAGAUAUAAAUUACCAAUAUCAGGAAUGAGAGUGGGGACAUCACUACAGAUCUUAAAGACAUUAAAAAGGAUAAACAAUAAGAGUUUUCCACCAGUAUGAUUCUUGAAUCUUCUAAGUCUUCCACCUUGAAUAAAUGUUUUCCCACUUUCUUUACAUUUCUGGGUACGAACUCUCUGUAAUGGAGUUCUCAGUAAGAUAUUAGGUCAAUCCAGGGGUUUCAUGCUUUUAUAACCUUCUUCCAAAUUGACAGCAAUUAAUUAGCAUGCUUUAGACAUGGUCAUUUGAUAACUGUAAGCUUUGCUGAAGUUGCUGAUUUAACUCACUGUAAACUGAUGAACUGGCUGGGCUGGUGAGGGACUCGAUUCUGAGCAGCACCAUCACUAAGCUUUGGGUGUUUCUUGAGGGAUUCAACACCAUCUUCAGGAUGGUAGUGUCACAUUGCAUUCCUUUUAUGUGUGUUCCUCUCUGUCCCAUGCUUUGGAAGAUCACAAUUUCUUCUACCCUCUGCCUGCCCCAUCCUCCCCAGAGCAGUGUUGCAAUUGUGAAGUGUUCUCUGGUGGUGUGAAAUUUAUAAACCGAGUGGCCUUAUCCAUGGUAGCCUUGAAAGGUUGCUUAUUUUCUCUAAAGGGGCUGUGUCAUUUUCCCCCAGUGUUCUUCCCAGCCCCUCAGGCAAGUCAGAGAUCCUUGGUGCUCAGUGGAACCCAAAUGAAGAAAUAAAUGUUUGUUUAUCCUUUCCUCAAACUUCCAGAUUGCCUUGGGACCCGUCUCCCUCAGUUUUAGGGAAGAAAAGCAGUGGAGCCCUUACAGGGAGGUGAGGUGAGGGGAUAACCUAUAUGGAAACUCUGCUUCCCCCAAAUUCAGUAAACAACUAUUUAUUGAACAUACAUUUAUGUGCCAGGCACUGUUCUAGGUUCUUGGAAUACAUCAGCAAAAACACAGACAAAAAUUUGUGGAGUUUGUAUUCUGGGCAGUGCCUCCUUUUGUUGCCUUUCUAAUCUCUUUGUAUGUGGGUGUGUGGUGGGGGUGGGCAUUGUGGUAUGACAGUGCUGGUUGUAUUGAAAUGGUCUCUUUCAGCCAGUCCUGAGGAGGAAGGGAUUGGCUCUACAGUUCAAAGUUUGGUGAACUUUAAAUGUGGUGCAUUUGCUGCUUUAUGUUCCCAGUUAAGGCUUUAGUCACCAAUUUAGGGAAACAGGAACAACUCUACUGACACCUUAUACUACCAUGUUACAUUCAAGGAAAUGGGGGUGGUGGUGGUGUAGAGAACAAAUGUCUCUACAACACCAUGUCAAAACCCCAAUGUCUUUUGAGACCCUUGCUGUAAACUCUUUGGGCUGAGAACCGAGGUGGUUUUUACUGGACAAAAGGUGGGUGGACGUAUUUCUUUGGUCUACAGAAUGGACAAUGCCAAGAGUUUUUAUUUUUCCCCAUUUCUUUAAGUUUGUCUUUAAAUUUGUUUGUGUUAAGCACUAAAACCCAUAUUUCCAGAUACUGCAGGCUCUUUUUGGCUUCAGCUUCAAUUGCUAAAUGCCUGAUUCUCUAUUUCCCAAUAAAAUUUUUAAGAGAAAAUA